Messenger RNA from Rodentolepis nana, 717 nucleotides. The record is from the annotation of a GenBank genome assembly. NCBI's taxonomy places the organism in Eukaryota, Metazoa, Platyhelminthes, Cestoda, Cyclophyllidea, Hymenolepididae.
AUGGCCUCGAAGAAAGCGAGAUCCCGUUCACCAAAAGCCAGUAUUCUUCUUAUUAUGGGGUGUUUAGCUGCCUUAUUUGGAAUCUACAUCUUCUCUUGCGGAUUUCUUUUAACUCGUUCUGAGUUAACUAACGUAACGAUUGCUACCCAUAGGCGUAGCCCUGAAUUUCAACAAAUCGUACUACUUCUUGUCGACGGUUUAUACACGGGCUUACUUCCUCCCUUCGAUAAAACCCCUCGAAUGCCAUUUUUUCAUAAUCUUCUCGACGCGAACGACUCCCGGCAUCACUUCUUUGCUCACUUCAUAGCAGAUCCUCCCACGACUACUAUGCAACGUUUAAAGGCUCUACUUACCGGUAGUAUGCCAACUUUCAUCGAUGCUGGGAGUAAUUUUGGGGGUACUGAGCUUCAAGAAGACAAUAUCAUUAAACAAUGGGCUCUAGCUGGGAAGAAGAUAUGCUUCGUCGGUGAUCAGGUCUGGACUGAAUUAGUCUCUGAAGGAUUUUUUGAGAGCUUACCACUGCCCGCUUUCAAUAUAAAGGACCUUGACACAGUUGAUACUGCUGUUAAAGAUUAUAUUCUUCAAGAGGCUGGAGGCAGUAAGUGCGAUGUGCUUAUUGGCCAUAUGCUUGGAAUUGACCACUGUGGACACACGUUUGGUCGGUCGCAUCCGGAGAUGGAUAGAAAACUGGGUGAAUUGGAUGAAUUUCUGAGGUAA